Messenger RNA from Clonostachys rhizophaga, 283 nucleotides. The record is from the annotation of a GenBank genome assembly. Lineage: Eukaryota; Fungi; Ascomycota; Sordariomycetes; Hypocreales; Bionectriaceae.
CCACGUCGGCGGGCACGCCUACUCGGCCAACGUGAUGGUGUACCGCCGGCCGAACGCGUUCGGGCAGGACGACGACGAGAAGAAGGCGGAGGAGAAGGAGGCGGAGCAGCUGAACGGCGACGGCGGCGGUGACGUUGGUGCCGCGCAGUGCAUCUGGCUUGCGAGGGUGAUGCCGCAGGAUUGCGAGAACCUGAUCAACUUCACCGUGCUGAAGGGGAAGGUGGUCAAGCCGGAGGACCAGCUGCGGGGAGGGUUCAACAGGUCCAAGGGGCUGAUGAGCUGG